Molecule: messenger RNA, 1128 nt
Organism: Blepharisma stoltei
Lineage: Eukaryota; Ciliophora; Heterotrichea; Heterotrichida; Blepharismidae
Source: the annotation of a GenBank genome assembly
AUGGAAGGGAAAACAGAAUUUGACAAACUCAUGCGCGAAGCUGUGGCUUUAAAAACAGCCCAGCUCAGUAAAGCUCGUACAAAUUUUGAUAGCUGGCCACAAUUCCAUCAAGCAGGGCUUUAUUAUUCAGACUCUUUCAAAAGCAUCAGAGAUUCAAGCACAAACGCAAAAAUUGCAGCAUUUGAGCAGAAGAAAAAUGAAGGGACAGAGCUAUUUAAACAAGAAGAGUUCCAAAAAGCUUUAUUUAAGUAUGAAGAAGCCUUGACUGUGUUUAGAUGGGUAGAUAACAAAAAUAAAAAUUGGAAAAAUAGCGGAAUCGAAGACUCAGAUCUAACAGUACACAAUGAAGAGCCUAACGAAGAAGCUAAACAGUGUGUGAUUGCAAUUUAUCUUAAUAUUGCACUAUGCAAUAUAAAACUCGAGAUAUGAAAAGAAGCAGUCAGAGCUUGUGACGAAGUAUUAAAAAUUGACCCAAAAAAUACAAAAGCUCUUUAUAGGAAGGCACAAGCCAUGACAAUGCCGGCAAGCUCUGGAAUAAAUGACUAUCAAGACGCCUUGAAAUUGCUAAAAGAAGCAGCUUUAAUUGAUCCUAAAAAUGCAGCAAUACGACAAAAGAUCACAGAAUUUAAAGAUUUUAUUAAAGACCAAACUGAGAAAUCCAAAAAGACCUUUAAUUCGUUUUUUAAAAAACCAACAUAUGAUGAUGCAGCACCACAACCAAAACAAAACUCUGCAGCUGAAGUUGAAGAUAUGAUUCAGAAAGGAGAAAUUAUGGUAAAAGAUCUCUUAUCAAAUGGACAACAAACUGAAGCAAAAAAUUUGAAAAAAAAAAUAAACAAGAUGAAAAAAUAUAGAAGAGAUGCAAAAAAAGCAAUAAUGGAUUUUGAAAAUCCAAGCAAAGAAAUGCUUGAACAAGCAGAAAAAUUUGGAUUGGACUUAACAGACCCUCUUGUAAAAUCAGAGCUAAAAAGACUUAAAGAGCAAGGGAUUCAACCAUUACCAAAUACUCCAAGAAAACCAAAAGAAGCAUGGAGUGGAUGGUUUUGGAUUUUGGUGAUAUUUGUAUCGGCUCUGAUAUUAAUGUCUUAUUUAUAUGAGAGUAGCUAUGAUAAUUUAUACAAUUCUUAA